Molecule: messenger RNA, 1236 nt
Organism: Triticum turgidum subsp. durum (durum wheat)
Lineage: Eukaryota; Viridiplantae; Streptophyta; Magnoliopsida; Poales; Poaceae
Source: the annotation of a GenBank genome assembly
AUGGGGAGCACGGCGGGCGAGGUCACCCGCGCCGACUUCCCCGAGGGCUUCGUCUUCGGCGUCGCCACCUCCGCCUACCAGAUUGAGGGGGCAAGAAAUGAAGGUGGCAAAGGCGAUAGCAUAUGGGAUGUAUUUACAGAUAACAAAGAACGUGUCCUAGACGGAUCCUCUGGAGAAGUUGCAGUUGAUCAUUACCAUCGAUACAAGGAAGACAUUGAGCUCAUGGCCAAGUUGGGUUUUGGUGCUUAUAGAUUUUCCAUAUCUUGGUCACGGAUAUUUCCUGAUGGCUUAGGGACAGAAAUCAAUGAGCAAGGAGUUGCUUUCUAUAACAACCUUAUAGAUUUCAUGAUUGAGAAAGGUAUUCAGCCUUAUGCAACUCUGUAUCACUGGGAUCUUCCGCAUAAUCUUCAGAAGACUAUGGGGGGUUGGCUUUCUGACAAGAUUGUAGAGUACUUCGCAUUAUAUGCAGAAGCUUGCUUUGCAAAUUUUGGAGAUAGAGUUAAGCAUUGGAUAACAAUCAAUGAACCUAUUCAAACAUGCAUUAAUGCUUAUGGGGUUGGAAUAUUUGCUCCUGGAUUAUGUAAAGGUGUAGCUGCUGAACCUUUCUUGGCUGGCCAUCACCAGAUCUUAGCUCAUGCUGCUGCUGUUGAUGUCUACAGAAGAAAAUUCAAGGCUAAACAAGGUGGUCAAGUAGGAUUUGUUAUUGAUUGUGAAUGGGCGGAGCCAAAGUCGGACAAAAUGGAAGACCAGGCUGCUGCAGCACGGCGCAUUGACUUUCAACUUGGAUGGUUCCUGGACCCAAUAUACUUUGGUGAUUACCCAGAAAGCAUGCGCCAGAGAGUGGGCGAAUAUCUUCCAAAAUUCUCUGAGAAAGACCGUGAAUUGAUGAGGAACAAAAUUGAUUUUAUUGGAUUAAAUCACUAUACAUCAAGAAUCAUUGGCAAUCAGCCGAACCCACAACCACAAGAGAUCCAUUUUUAUCAGGUUCAACAAAUAGAGAGAACAGACAAAUGGAGUAGCGGUGAAGCAAUUGGUGAAAGAGCUGCGUCUGAGUGGCUUUUAAUAGUUCCCUGGGGUAUUCGGAAAACAAUCAAUUAUAUAGUAAAGAAAUAUGAAAAUCCAAUAAUAUAUGUAACAGAGAAUGGUAAGGCUUCCAUGCUUCUAAUUUUUUUUCUGGUGCAUUUUUUAUAUUUGAAGUUUCUAAUAGUUGUAUCAUUUCCUGCAUAUGUUGGUUGA